AUGGCUCCAGACAUCAACACCAUGCCGCCCUCCGUGGUCCCCACGACCAAGGGACCAGAUGGUUCAAGGCCCAACAUCCUCUACAUCAUGGCCGACCAGCUGGCGGCCCCCCAGCUCAAGAUGUACAACCCAGAGUCGCAGAUCAAGACGCCCAACCUCGACCGCCUCGCCGCCGGCUCGGUCCAGUUCGACUCGGCCUACUGCCCGUCUCCCCUCUGCGCCCCGUCGCGCAUGAGCAUGAUCACCGGCCUGCUGCCCAUGAAGAUCGGAGCCUACGACAACGCCUCCCAGAUCAACUCGGAGAUCCCCACGUACGCCCACUACCUGCGCUCCAAGGGCUACCACACGGCCCUCGCCGGAAAGAUGCAUUUUGUGGGCGAUCAGCUCCACGGCUACGAGCAGCGUCUGACGAGCGACAUCUAUCCUGGCGACUUUGGCUGGGCCGUCAACUGGGACGAGCCCGACACCCGCCUCGAGUGGUACCACAACGCCAGCUCCAUCCUCCAGGCAGGCCCCUGCGGACGCAGCAACCAGCUCGACUACGAUGAGGAGGUCAUGUACCGGAGCACCCAGUACCUGUGGGACCACGUCCGCGAGGGCCCCAACAAGCGCCCGUUUGCCCUGACGGUGUCUCUCACUCACCCCCAUGAUCCGUACACCAUCACCAAGAAGUACUGGAACCGGUACGAGGAUGUCGACAUCGCGCUGCCCAAGGUGCGGAUCCCCAAGGAGAAGCUCGACACGCACAGCCAGCGCCUGAUGCGCGUGUGCGACCUCUGGGACCAGGACUUUACCGACGACCAGAUCAAGAGGGCCAAGCGGGCGUACUACGGCUCCGUCAGCUACGUCGACGACUGCAUCGGCAAGCUGCUCGAGACGCUCGACGAGGCGGGCCUCGCGGACAACACCAUUGUCAUCUUCAGCGGCGACCACGGCGACAUGCUGGGCGAGCGCGGGCUCUGGUACAAGAUGAGCUACUUCGAGUCGUCGGUGCGGGUGCCGCUGCUGGUCAACUACCCGAAGUGGUUCGACGCGCACCGCGUGUCCAAGAACGUGUCGACGCUGGACCUCUUGCCGACCAUUUGCGACCUUAUCGGCACCAAGCCGGCGCCGUACCUGCCCAUGGACGGCGUCAGCAUGCUGCCCCACCUGCUCGACGAGAAGCAGGGCCCGGACACGGUGUUCGCCGAGUACACGGGCGAGGGCACGGUGCGGCCCAUGAUGAUGAUCCGCCGCGGCCCCUGGAAGUACAUCACCUGCCCGGCCGACGAGCCGCAGUUCUUCAACCUGGAGCGGGACCCGCAUGAGCUCAACAACCUGGCGGCGGUGCUGGCCAAGCGGGAGCCGCAGACGCCCGACGAGGAGGAGGCCAAGGCCGUGUUCGAGCAGUACGACGCCGAGGCCAAGGCCAAAUGGGACUUUGACGCCAUCACGGCGCAGGUGCUGCAGUCGCAGCGCAGCCGGCGCGUGGUUUGGGACGCGCUCAAGGAGGGCGCGUUUACGAGCUGGGACUUUGACCCCGUCGACGACGGCCGCAUGAAGUACAUCCGCUCGACGAUUCCGCUCGACGACCUCGAGCGCCGCGCCCGCUUCCCGUUUGUGGACAGCCAGGGCUACGUGGUGAGCAAGACGGUCAGCUCGACCCGCAACUGA
Messenger RNA from Purpureocillium lilacinum, 1653 nucleotides. RefSeq lists its product as uncharacterized. Gene Ontology annotation, molecular function: sulfuric ester hydrolase activity. NCBI's taxonomy places the organism in Eukaryota, Fungi, Ascomycota, Sordariomycetes, Hypocreales, Ophiocordycipitaceae. Gene Ontology annotation, cellular component: cytoplasm. The record is from RefSeq and is a predicted model, not a curated record.